This is a messenger RNA of Protopolystoma xenopodis, 2148 nucleotides long. Lineage: Eukaryota; Metazoa; Platyhelminthes; Monogenea; Polystomatidea; Polystomatidae. The record is from the annotation of a GenBank genome assembly.
AUGCUUCCUAAAAAAGAAGAAAAAGUGCAGUUACCUAAUUCAAACUUGCCGAAUAUCGCUGGACAUUAUGAUUCACCUGAGAAUCAUUUAUCUAAACAUACUGCAUCUACUGGAUCAUCUCCAUCUAGAACUGGCACUAAAAGCAUAAUUAAAGGAAGGUCCAGUGCAUAUAGUGGUUUAAUCAGCCGAGCAAGGCAAAGUUCUCCUUCUAAUGGCUUAAACCAUCUUACGCCUAUCGAUAUUUCUUCUCCUUCCUGGCCUUCUUCUCUUUCUUCUGCAUCGAGGCAAAAUGUGGUUACUCGUAUUAGUGCUAGUUCAUCCGGUUUGCAGCAAAACUUUCGAAAAAAUUUCGAUUCAAUGAGCCACUUAUCACAGGAAAAUUCGAUUCUUACAGCAAGACCAAGUUACCUUGCCAAACCAACUGGCGUUGUACGUGCUCAUCCUUCCAUUGCUUUGCAAAAAAAGGAGGAUAGAUUAAGCAUUCAAGAGGAGGCUAAAUCAUCGAACAUUUAUGCGUUUUCUGGAAAUGGUUCAUUUUCUCCCAUUAAAGAUGCAUCUCUAUGUCCUGAUUUUGGAAAUGAAAGCAUAUCAUCAGCUAUUGAACAGCCAUAUAAUAAUAAAGUUUCUUUGGAAACUUCUGAACCUGCACAAAAUUCAAAAGGUCCUACUAUUCAAAGACCUUCUGGUAUUGUCCGGCCUCAUCGCUCGCUUCUUUCAUCAGAUUUUGGCCACUUACGAGUGCUAGGAUCAAGAAGAAGUCAUCCACUUCCUUCUCGAACAUCUGAAUUUGAUAUUCUUGCUGGGUCUUUUGAAGCUAAUAAGAAUGAUUUAUAUUCGUCUAAUAGUUAUAAAAAUCGAGUUUGCAAAAGUCCUUCAGAUAAUAGGCAAUUUCAAUGUUCCUCCAAAGAAACCUCGGCUCAAGGAGGACACAAUAUGCUUAAAGCUGAAAUUCUAUCCCCUAAUCAAAACCGGCCUAUGACUCCAGCCGACAAGACUCUUCGAUUCGCAUGCCAGUUAGCUAUGCCGGUUAAAUCAGAAUACACUUCUGUUGUUCCUGAUGCUUGUAAAGAGAACUCUAAGGCUGAUAUGUUACAGCCUGACCCUUUGUUCAUGAAGAAGUGGCGUUCUGCUAGCACAAAAGAAGGGCCCGCAAAACUAUAUUGUGGGCAAAGUUCUUCACAGUUUUUGUCUUCUAUUCCUCCAGGAAUGAGCUUGAGAAAGCGCUCUAUUGAACCACGACAUUCUGGACCCAAAGUUAGUGUAAAUUCUAUAGAAGAAACAAACUUGAGGAAGUCACUUCACCAGAAUUCCAACCCCGCUAGACCAAUGGAAGGUCUCCCUGGCCCAGGCUACACACUGCGAGCACUUGAACAUUAUGCGUCUGACCUAGUUUUCGGAGAGUUGGUUCUUGGAAUGGCUCAGUCAAAUCUUGAUUCGGAAACUGUUCAACAGACCGCUUUGAACUACUCCACUUUUAAUAGACAACUUUUCAGUGGCGUUGAUUUUCCGACUUCCUUUAAUCGAGAGAUCCUGGCUCCAGGUGAGACUGGCGAUAAUGUUUCAAUUUGCGAAUUUGAGAAUUCUGGAAAAAUUUUACCAGCUUCAUCGUUAAAGGCAGUAAAACCGAUAUCCUGCAUGCCAGACGAACUUCACAAUAGUGUGUUAAACCAAGGGAACGAUUUGAUGCCUUCGACAGUAUCAUCCGACGCUCCUGCAGUUCUCAGUGAUGCAGACCAUUCUAUGAUGCAUUUGGCUUCUCCAACCAUUAGAUUGCAUUCUUCUGGCUGUCCCUUACCAGUACUUGUCGGCAUGCCCGCGGUCCAACUCGCCUGGGUUGAUCCUAUGCUUUAUUUAGAGCAACGUCUUGAGCAAAUGCUAGAAGCUUCCACCGCCUCUUCGAAACGGGAUAGCCUCGAAGAGCCCAAGACAGAGAUAUAUCUCAACGAUGAGAAUGAUGUGACUCAUGGACGGUUUCAAACAAUGACCAGAAAGGUCUUACCACAUUCUCUCUCUUGCCCCGUAAGAUCCGUCUGCUCUCGCCCUGGUUCAUGUAUUUUACUCGACCCCUUUCAGCCCAUCUGUGCUACUCAAGGCGUUAUUAGCCCUUCCCUACGUCUGGGUGACGUAGAGGCUCAAGCCUCUGAGUAA